Messenger RNA from Brassica oleracea var. oleracea, 1400 nucleotides. RefSeq names its product metacaspase-7-like. Bases 117 to 1229 code for a protein of 370 amino acids. Gene Ontology annotation, biological process: proteolysis. The record is from RefSeq and is a predicted model, not a curated record. The transcript is spliced from 2 exons. NCBI's taxonomy places the organism in Eukaryota, Viridiplantae, Streptophyta, Magnoliopsida, Brassicales, Brassicaceae. Gene Ontology annotation, molecular function: cysteine-type endopeptidase activity.
GACUUGCAAUUGAAUAAACAAACAUGGAGUCCACUAAACAACACCCAACAACGAAUAUUUAGAUCUAGUCAAAAGUUUUCUUCCUUGCAAAGAACUUUGAAGGUUCUUACCAAACAAUGGCGAAGAAAGCUGUGUUGAUCGGGAUCAACUAUCCAGGAACUAAGAUAGAACUAAAAGGCUGCGUCAACGACGUUCACCGGAUGCACAAGUGCCUCGUUGACCGGUACGGGUUCUCCGAGGAAGACAUCACGGUGCUGAUCGACACCGACGAUUCUUACACGCAACCCACAGGCAAAAACAUCCGUAAUGCCUUGUCUGAACUCAUAACGCCAGCAAAGUCCGGUGAUGUUCUGUUCGUGCAUUAUAGUGGACACGGUACGAGGGUCCCACUGGAAGAAGGGGAGGAGGAUGAAACAGGGUUUGAUGAGUGUAUUGUUCCUUGCGACAUGAAUCCAAUCCCUGAUGAUGAUUUCAGGGAGUUAGUGGACCAGGUUCCCCCAGGGUGUAAGAUUACGUUCGUAUCAGACUCUUGUCACAGUGGUGGACUCAUCGAUGGAGCCAAGGAACAUAUUGGAGAGAGCACCAAUAAGAACCGAAACCAAGAACCAAAAGCUUACUUUUUCGAACUCGAGAUAUGGAACUUCUUUAAUAGCGUGUUGAUGAAGUUUCUUGCGCUUUGUGGGAUCUGGAGAUCUCAGGAAGAACAAGACAAGAUUGAGAUCACAGCGAGAUACGAAGUUGGCAAAUCAAGGUAUCUGCCAAUGGAGAGCUUCAUCAACGUUCUCAAAGAGAAAACUGGCAAAGACAACAUCGAGAUUGGGAAAAUCAGACCGACAAUUUUCGAUGUGUUCGGUGAAGAUGCGAGUCCCAAGGUGAAGAAGUUCAUAAAAGCGAUGCUCACCAAGCUAGAUCAAAGUGGUUUAGUUGAGAGUGGUCGUGAGAUCUAUAGAGGAGGAUCAAGCAAGGGGUCGGUUCCAGACAGAGGGAUACUGUUGAGUGGGUGUCAAACGGAUGAGACAUCAGCAGAUGUGAAGAAGAGUGGAGAAGCUUAUGGAGCUUUUAGUAACGCGAUUCAGAUGGUUUUGUCGGGAGGUGGUGGGGAGAAAGAUAAGAUCACCAAUAGGGAACUGGUUUUGAGAGCAAGAGAGAUGCUGAAAGAACAAGGGUUUACUCAGAGACCAGGAUUGUAUUGUAAUGACCGUUUUGUGGAUGCCCCGUUUAUAUGCUAACUAUUGUUUUCAUUCAAAACUGUUUUCGCUACUGAUGGUUGUGAAAGUUUUUGUUCGAUAUGGUGUGAACCCAGAGAAUAUAUUGGCCACAAAGUCAUUUUCCUAGGUAUUGGUUCACUCAUGUGGGGGCAGUUAACAAUAACAGCACCGUUAUCCACCAUUAUCGGUUAA